AUGCGAGAAAGCAUGAUAGGUGAAAAAGGAAAGGCGCUGUUUUACCUGAGCAACCACGCAGACAACAUAUGCAGCGUUAAAUUUUGCAGCGAGGAUGUGUUGGUCUCUACAUGCGAUUGUGGAAUGGUCACCUUAUGGGAUUUGAAUAAUUUAACAAGCACAGGGAAUUACAAGGUAUCAAAUUAUAGUGCAUUAUAUGCAUCCUUUUUUGAUAAGGACCAUUUUUUUGUAAAAACAAAAGAAGGGUCGGUAAAAUUAUGGGAUAUAAAACGUAAUCAUUGUGCUGUGAAAUUAGACGCCAACAAUUAUACGUACGCCAAGCCGUACUGUGUAAAUGGAAAAAUAGUUACGCCUGUAAAUCACAAUGGGGACAUUGGCAUUUAUGACCUGAGGACGCGGACAGAUUUGCCUCGUAACAAUAGUCUGUGUGGUGGGUCGGAAGAAGGAAGUAGUAACACGCUGGUCAUGCGCUUUAACAAAAUAAAGAAAAAUGUUGGGAAGAUCAAAAUGUUAUCUUCCAGUGGAAAGGAGAAAGAGCAUAAAUAUAUUUUGAACAGCGAAUUGAAGUUCUGUAGUGACAUAUUGGAUAUUUACCCAAUUCCAUUUUGGGGGGACUCAUUUAUCCUGGCAUGUUAUGAACCCUCGCUUUUUUUAAUUUAUGAUUUUAGAAUGACUAACCAGUUGAUUUCGAGUUUUAUAAUAGACUUGAAGGAGAAUGUCCUAAGUUAUCACAUAAAUAAAAACAAAUGCGUAGUUAGUACGAGUAACAAUUCUGUGUAUUCUGUUGCAUUGGAGCAAAAUGAACAGAUCUCUUUGGUCAAAAAGGCACAUUGCCCAAAAUAUAAUAUGAGCAAUUUGGUGAUAAGAUCGGAUAGUAAACUCUUCAUUUCAAUUACCGAUAACUGCUCUGUUAAUUUGUGUGAUUUACAUCAAAUGGAAGUGAUAGAUUGCAUUAAGACUUAUAAGUUUAACUGCUUCAAUUUCGUGGACUUCCAUCCUUGUUCUGGCUUGUUCGCAGUGGCAGAACGGAAUAAGGUUUCCAUUUGGGCGAACCAAGCCUCCAGUUUUGAGCCAUCCCUCUCCAUUGACGGCCAGUCGUCAGAGGUGGUGCCCUUUGGGUGA
Molecule: messenger RNA, 1122 nt
Organism: Plasmodium fragile
Lineage: Eukaryota; Apicomplexa; Aconoidasida; Haemosporida; Plasmodiidae
Exons: 1
Coding region: 1-1122 (373 amino acids)
Molecular function (GO): protein binding
Source: RefSeq, a predicted model, not a curated record